UCUCUUGUAAGACACGCGUCACGUGGGAGGAGAAUUCGAGAGAAAAAAAAAUCAGACCUGAGAAAUUCGUCGGCGUUGAAGCUCUAUGGCUCAGACGAUUCCGGCGAUUCAGACUUGAGAUAGGACCUCCGAGUUAUGGGGCAAGAGGAAGAGGGAGAGGGAGAGGGAUCAAUUCCUAUUGCAGUUUCUGGGUUGAUCGAUUCCUGUCAUGGAGUUAGAGAGCUUCAGGGUAGGUCUUACCCUGGUUUCAUCACUCACCAAGAGCAAACUCAGCUCCUCAAUCAUAUAUAUGGAGCAUCUGGUUCCAAGUGGAAGACAUUAAAGAAAAGAAGAUUACAAAACUGGGGUGUGUUGUUAGAAGAUUUUGUUUUCUUCACGGCUUUAAAGAAUCUCAGAACAAACCGUUUUUGUUUUUGGUGGAAACUUUGUUUAAUCCUGUUAAUUUUGCAGGCUGUAAUGUCCAACGACAUCGCCAUUGCUUGUGCUGGUCAUUUUGCUCGGCUACAUGUUAACUCUUCACACUGUCAGUGGAAGGUGAAAUUCGUGAAGCUCAUCUUGCUAAGGCCCUCGAUAUCAUCACGAUUAGUAACAAGGAGCUAGAGGAACACACGCUAGCAUUGCCGAUCUCGAGAACGAGAAGCAGUCUCACGAGAAGAAGCUUGAGCAGUUCUUGAGUAAAGCCAGUGAGGAGAGAGCUGCUUGGUGGAGCAGAGAGCACGAGAAGGUCUGAGCAAUCAUCGACGACAUGAAAUCUCGGUGUCAUUUAUCCUGCAGCUACUCCUGAGUAUGCCCCAUUGGUUGAAUAGUUAUGAAGAGAUGCAGCGAUUCAAGCUACAUACAAUGUUCAAUAUUUUUUUUCAAGAACCCCUAAAUAGGAAACUAGCAUUAGAGCAUAAAAUCAGAUGUCUCCUAGCUAAAGUUUUUAAUCACAUUUAAUUAUUAAAUUAAUCAAUAAAAAACUCUAAUGGAGUUUGUGGGUUAA
Brassica oleracea var. oleracea is the source of this 982-nucleotide messenger RNA. RefSeq lists its product as uncharacterized. Bases 136 to 600 code for a protein of 154 amino acids. The transcript is spliced from 4 exons. Lineage: Eukaryota; Viridiplantae; Streptophyta; Magnoliopsida; Brassicales; Brassicaceae. The record is from RefSeq and is a predicted model, not a curated record.